AUGUUGUCUUUUUUUCAAAUUAGGGUUUUCGGUGGUGCUUCACAUCUAAUGUGAUGUUUUUUGUAUGCGGAUAAAACCCUAAAACUAAACAUGGCUGUUUGUAACGCGAAAUGUCGUUGUUAGCAAGGGUUUGUCUCAUUUACGAUGAGAAAUGAUUUUUAAAGAAUUCGUAGCACUGUUCAUUUUGUUGCAUUUUGAACCCAUGAACGCAUUAAUAAAGCGCCUCCAAAUGUCUAUUGCAUGCGUAGAAGAUUAUCUUGGUUGCAUAUGUUGAGAAUUCUGAUCUCUAAUGAUUAAGUGUGAACAAUGUUAAGGUAUAUUUUGUUGCAUUUUACCAUGAAUGGGUAAGCCGUGUCUGCGGUUGAGUAUUGGUUUAGCUUAUUGAAAUUGGGGUUUUUGUGGUUUCAUGAGAAACAUAGUACUGCCUAGGUUCCUAUCUUUUUUAAAAAGUUGGGUUAGGCUUCUCUUUUAACUGUCUUUUGUUGAUUUUUAGGGUUUUAUAUCGAAAGUAUGAUCCACCUUUUGUUGAUAGGUUGUCUGUGGUUUUGUUUAACCAUUGGAAAUAUAUCUAUUCAGAAAGGCUGCUGGAUCUAGUUCUCAUUAGUUGCAAAUGCAUGAGUUAUGUUGUUAUUUUUAUUGGCAUCAGUGGUUAAUCUGUAAAGUCUUGAAAGUUGAAAACGUAUACUUGAGAUUUGUUUUCUGAUAUGGCUGCUGCUGCAACUACAACUUCUGCUGGCCCCCGCUAUGCUCCAGAGGAUCCAACUCUUCCAAAACCAUGGAGAGGGCUAGUUGAUGGUAAGACUGGGUAUCUCUACUUUUGGAAUCCAGAGACUAACGUUACUCAAUAUGAGAGGCCCUCAGGGUCUAAGGUUUCAUCUCCACCACAAAAUCCGUCUCCGGUGGCUUCAGAAGAUCCAGUGCAACUGUCGUCCCAACAUAUCCAAGAUGAUGGUGUUGCUGAGGAUGAUGUUAGACAUGAAAGUAGUGGCAAUGGUACAUCAAAGCUUUCUUCUGAAGCAAAAGAUCAUGAGACUACAAAAGGUGGGUCAGAUUGUGCAUAUGAUACUCCAAAUGAGACAGUUGCUUCUGGACAGGGUGGAACUCCUGCUCAAGCCCAUUUUUCGUCGGUCGGAGGUGGCUUGUCCCCAGAUGCUUAUCGCCGGCAGCAUGAGAUAACUGUAUCUGGAGACAAUGUGCCCCCACCUUUUACAUCAUUUGAAGAUACUGGUUUCCCUUCUGAGUUACUUAGAGAGGUACUCCAGGCUGGGUUCUCUGCCCCAACCCCCAUACAAGCACAAUCAUGGCCAAUAGCUCUCCAAAGUCGUGAUAUAGUAGCAGUUGCAAAGACAGGUUCUGGAAAGACCUUGGGUUACUUGAUUCCUGGAUUUAUUCAUCUUAAACGAACCCGCAAGAAUCCUCAAAUGGGUCCAACUGUUUUGGUUUUGUCACCCACAAGAGAAUUGGCGACACAGAUACAAGAUGAAGCUGUGAAGUUUGGAAAAUCAUCAAAAAUAUCAUGCACGUGUUUAUAUGGAGGAGCACCAAAAGGCCCUCAACUAAGAGAGCUGGACCAUGGCACAGACAUUGUGGUUGCUACUCCUGGUCGUUUGAAUGAUAUUCUUGAGAUGAGAAGGGUCAGCCUUAGUCAGGUCACUUAUUUGGUUUUGGAUGAGGCGGACCGAAUGUUGGACAUGGGAUUUGAACCUCAGAUAAGGAAAAUAGUUAACGGGGUUCCUGCCCGUCGUCAGACUCUUAUGUACACUGCUACAUGGCCAAAGGAGGUUCGCAAGAUUGCAGCUGAUUUAUUGGUUAAUCCAGUUCAAGUGAACAUUGGAAAUAUUGAUGAGCUUGUUGCCAACAAAUCCAUUACACAGCAUGUCGAGGUUCUGACUUACAUGGAGAAACACCGACGAUUGGAGCAGAUACUGAAAUCUCACAAACCAGGAUCUAAGAUUAUUAUCUUUUGUUCAACAAAAAAGAUGUGUGAUCAGCUUGCUCGUAAUUUGACCCGCCAAUUUGGUGCUGCGGCCAUUCAUGGAGACAAGUCUCAAGGUGAGAGAGAUCAUGUGCUGAGUCAGUUUCGCACAGGCAAGUCUCCUGUGCUUGUAGCAACUGACGUUGCUGCUCGUGGACUGGAUGUCAAAGAUAUCAGGGUGGUGGUGAACUAUGAUUUCCCUACAGGAGUGGAGGAUUAUGUUCACCGGAUUGGAAGAACUGGCAGGGCAGGUGCUACAGGAGAGGCUUAUACGUUUUUUGGUGACCAAGAUGCAAAACAUGCUUCAGAGUUGGUGAAAGUUUUGGAAGGAGCAAAUCAGCACGUCCCUGACGAAAUUCGUGAAAUGGCUUCACGUGGUGGUGGAAUGGGUGGGAGAUCAACUAGACGAUGGGCAUCUGAGGGUGGUUCUAGCUUUGGCGGAGGUCGUGGAGGAGGAUACAGUUCAAACUAUGGCGGAAGGGGGGAUAGCUUUGGCUCUGAAAAGGGCGGUGGAGCCCGUGACAGUGAGAGGGGGGAUGCAGGUGGUGGGUUUCAGGGUAAGAGUUUCCAUGAAAGAAUGUUUGGCGGUGGAGAGAAGCGUGAGAGGAGCAGAAGCCCUCCCAACAAAGGUGGUUCGGGAUGGGGUGUUUCUCGUAGCCGUAGUCGCAGUCCUGAGAGGUUUGACAAUGCUCCACCAGUUCGCAGUUUUCACCAGGCAAUGAUGGAGCGGGCAGCGGCAGCAGCAGCAGCAUCUAGAACGAAUGGGCCACAGGCUGAUGAUGAGGAGGAGGGUAUGAUUCGAGAGGAAGGUGGGGGUUGUUAAUGGGA
This is a messenger RNA of Cynara cardunculus var. scolymus (artichoke), 2803 nucleotides long. RefSeq names its product ATP-dependent RNA helicase-like protein DB10. Lineage: Eukaryota; Viridiplantae; Streptophyta; Magnoliopsida; Asterales; Asteraceae. The record is from RefSeq and is a predicted model, not a curated record. The transcript is spliced from 9 exons. Bases 705 to 2798 code for a protein of 697 amino acids. Gene Ontology annotation, cellular component: cytoplasm; nucleus; ribonucleoprotein complex. Gene Ontology annotation, molecular function: ATP binding; RNA helicase activity; RNA binding.